GAUCUUCUCAGUGGCAUUAUCCUUCGAUGAGAUUGUGUGCUCUUUCUAGCGACGAUCUCCUCUAGCAGGUUCUCCUCCGGCGGCACGUUUUACUCUCGCGCUACAAUCUCCGGAAACUUCAUAAAACUAUGAGAUCUGUUGUGCAAGUGUUUCCUCCAAUGAUCUUCUUCGGCAAUCUCCUCCAUAAACGCUUCUCUUCCAUUGAUGAGAUCUGUUGCGCAAGUGUUUCCUGCGGCAUCGAGUUGUGUUCUGCGAUUUCUCCAUCUCCAUCGAGCUUCGUUGAGCAUCUAGGUUUUCAAUUUUAUUCCUUGUCAGAAGAAAUUGGAGCAUCGUUAUGGACUUCUCACUACGAGAUGCUACAAAUGGUACUUAUCCAGACAAGAUUUGAGAUAGAAGCUCCUACACAUCAGAGAGGCUUCCAACUUCACAAGGUUGUGGAUUCCAUUCUGCACAAGGUACAGAAUUAAGAGCAGGUGCCCCAAGGCUUUCUUUUCUUCUUCAGAUGAUGAGGAAUCUGAUAUAUAAAAUGGUUGUGUAUGUUUCUAAUGCACAUAGUAAUGUCUGGUACAUGCUUUUAUAUAAAAGGGUGUCACUUUGUGGAAAUCUCACUAUCAAAGGUAUUUAACACAAUAUUUUCCUACACAAGUGAUUUUGCUUCUGAUGGGAAUGCAUUACCAGAAGGAGAAACUCACUUAUUGGCUUCUUGUGAAUAUGAAAUCAGUACUAAAUAAGGACAAGAGGUAAGUAAACUUUUUAGUCCCAUUAAUUCAGAUAUACAUAAAAACUCAUUUAGAAAAAGUAUAUACAUAUUCAGGCAAUGUCAAUAUCAAAUGCCCUAAAACAGGACUUGUUGCAGAGUUAAGCUUCACAACGCAAUCUUUCCUUGGAUUUUGGGGAAAUCGAAGAGUAGUUAAGGCCAAGAUCAUUGAUUCAUCUUCAAGGAAGAUACUAUGUGAAAUUAAUGGUCAUUAGGCUAGGUAUGAACUAUGAAGUAUCAAUUAGUCACUGAUGCACCACUAUUUUGUGGUACAUUUUAUGCUUAAUUGAGUGAAUUUUAUCCACUAAACUCACACUUAUUCAUAUAAUUUGCAUGUUUUAUAUUUU
Molecule: messenger RNA, 1104 nt
Organism: Arachis ipaensis
Lineage: Eukaryota; Viridiplantae; Streptophyta; Magnoliopsida; Fabales; Fabaceae
Source: RefSeq, a predicted model, not a curated record